GGGGGACGCGUUGGAGAAGCGGAUGUGCUAAGAUGGCGGAUCCUACCGAGGAAAGGGAGGUGGCGGAGGAUUUUAAGAAGCCGGUUUUGCCCCCUCCGUUGCCUCUUUCUCUCGCUCGAGGAAAGGAAGCUGAGGCGAUGGCUCCCAAGCGCCCCCACGGCCCUGCUGUGGGCCCCUGUCACCCUGUCCUUCCCGGGUAUCAGGAACCACCGUGGGGAGGCUGUCCCUCAGGAGAGGACGCCUCCAGCUACAGCCUGGAGACGGUAAAAGGCGGCACGGUGCUGGACCGUGUUAGCCUCGUCGGCCGGAGCUGGCUGCUGGUGGGCCGCGCGCCGGGCUGUGACCUCUCCUUGGAUCAUCCGUGCGUGUCGCGGCACCACGCCGUGCUUCAGCGCCGGCCGCCGCGGGGUUCCGCGGAAGGGGAGAAGCCGCUGGCGACGGAGGGCCCCGAAUCCGGCUUCUAUGUCUACGACCUGGACAGCGCGCACGGCACCUUCCUCAACAAAGCGAGGGUCCCUCCCCGCACCUACUGUCGGGUCCGGGUGGGCUACGUCUUGCGUUUUGGGGGCAGCAGCCGCCUCUUCAUCUUGCAGGGGCCAGAGGAGGAUCAAGAACCUGAAUCUGAAUUGACUGUAACCCAGUUGAAAGAAUUGCGUAAGCAGCAACAGGCCAAGUUAGAAAAAACUAUGCUGGGGGAUGAUUCUGAUGAAGAUCAAAAGGAAACGGAAAUAAAAAGAAGCGAAAAUAGUCAGAAUAAUGAUUUAAGCUGUUCCUGGGGAAUGGGGGAAGAUGCAGAGGAGGAGGAAGAAGGUAAAGAAAAUCCAAUUGCUGUUGAGUUUCAGGAGGAUCAAGAAGCCUUUUAUUUGAAAGAUCCCAAAAAGGCAUUGCAAGGGUUUUUUGACAGAGAAGGUGAAGAAUUAGAGUAUGAAUUUGAUUCCCAUGGAACUGGCACCUGGCUUUGUAGGGUGAAGCUGCCUAUAGAUGAUGCCUCAGGGAAACAGCUUAUGGCAGAAGCUAUUCAUUCAGGGAAGAAAAAAGAAGCAAUGAUCCAGUGUGCAUUGGAAGCCUGCAGGAUAUUGGAUGCUAGGGGUGUGUUGCGACAAGAGGCAGUGUCCCGGAAAAGAAAAGCAAAGAAUUGGGAAGAAGAAGACUUCUACGAUAGUGAUGACGACAUAUUCCUUGAUCGGACAGGAGUUAUUGAACAGAAACGACUCAACAGAAUGAAGAAAGCUGGAAAGAUAGAUGAAAAGCCAGAAACGUAUGAUUCAUUGGUUGCAAAACUACAUGCAGCUGAGAGGGAGCUCUCUGAGAUAGCAGAGAAGCUGAAAUCUUCAAGGACAAUACAGUCCCAUUCAGCAGCUCAGGAUUCACUGGAUGAAUUCAUGACAGAAAUCAAAUCAGGCUGUGCCAUAGACAGCGUGGCACGUAAAAAACUUCAUUUGAGGACCUUUGAACUGAGGAAGGAACAGCAGCGAUUGAAAGGAUUAAUUAAAAUUGUUACCCCUGCAUCCAUGCCAGAGCUGAAGUCCCAACUUCAGAAUCAAGACCUGGAAUCUCAGAAGAAGCCAAAAAAGCUAACUUUACCCCUAUUUGGUGCCAUGAAAGGGGGAAGCAAAUUCAGACUAAAAACGGGGACUGUAGGGAAGUUGCCUGUGAAACGUCCAGAUAUACCGGUAAACUUACUAAAGAUGAAAGAUGAGGAGCCAGAAGAAGAAGAAGAGGAGGAGGAGGAAGAAGAAGAGGAAGAAGAGGAGGAAGAAGAUGUGAACAGCAGUGUAAAUCAAAGCUCACAGAAUACAAAGAUGGAAACUGCAACUGAAGAAAUGGUUAAACAAGGGACUCUCCUUUUGGAUUCUUAUUCACUCGGAAACCAAAGCAUGGAAUUCAUUAAUGAUGGACUUAAGUCUCAGUCUGAGUCUUCAAGCAAGGAUACAAGCACAUCAGAGCAUAAUUCCCCAGCAAAUGAACUGCAGAUAAAACGAGAAGCAUCUAGGAGGCCUGCAGAAAAGCCCAAGAAUCAGAAAGGUAGUAGUAAACAUAAGAUUCAACAUUCAGUAUCCUCAAAAUAUCCAGAAGAUGACCCAGAUUACUGUGUAUGGGUGCCACCUGAAGGUCAAAGUGGUGAUGGCAGAACCCAUCUGAAUGCUAAAUAUGGCUACUAAAUGACUUCGAAAAGUAAAAAAGUAUGGCACAGCGACUGAUAACUGGUUCAAGAUGUCCUUGAAAUGACAAGCAACAGACUUUUGUUCAUUUUUUCUUAAACUCUGUUUAAUGAUUCCUGAUCCUUACUUAUGGAUAGUUUUUUCCCCCUAGAAGUGAAUUUGUGUCUACUGUGCAUUAUAAUGUAUACUGUAUAGUGGUGAUAGCUAAGAAUUUACAGGUAAUAUAGGUAUAGCAAUGUUUGUUUUAUAAAAAAAAUUAAAAAUGCUAGUUUUUAUUUCUUUACAAUUAUUUCUGGAUGUAAAAGGAGUAAACAAAUAAACAUUUAGUUUUAGACUUCUAUUCAGCAAUAUGUGUGCUAAGAGCUACUUCAAAUAUUGUGACACUUGGGUGGAUUACCAAAGUGUUUUCAGUUUGUGCAUAGACAUACAGUAUAUAUUUCCACAAAAUACAAUUUCCAAUGGCCACCUCCAGGUGGAGCUGCUCAAACCCAGGCUAAUUUUUAUCCUCCCUUUCAUGUUGCAGUCUUUUCUUUCAAGGUUCUUCUUUUGUUCUUUUUCUUUUUUCCGUCUACAAGAAGGUGAAAUGCUAACACGUUCCUAUCUUGGUCAGUUGUAGAUUGGUAUCAAUGUGGGUGGAAAAAUGCAUUAAUCUUUAGCAGUUCCUGAAAGAAUGUUAAAUAUCUAACGCUGUGUAGCUGGGAGAGUCAAAGCUAUGGUAUGGAACUAUUCCUGAUUCAGUCCUUAGUGUAUUUGAAAUUUCUUGGGUUAGAGGAAGAGCAUGGAUUCUUCCCAGAAGGCAAUUAUCCUUGGUCUACAGCUGAUUUUACUUCAUAAUUUCUGCUAAAUAGUGAUAAUAAAUCUGACAGUCCACUUAGGUUGCAUUAUUAUCCCUAGCAAAGAAAUAUUGUGGCUAGUGGCAGUCCGAUGCAUGGGGAGCUCUGCCCAUUUCCCCACCAAAGUUAAGCUGGGGGUGUAGGGAGCAUCCUGGGGAAAAUUAAGAAGGCAGCAACUUCACAAGUGUCCCUUCAGCUGAAAGCAAAAUAAAAGUUUGCUUUCUACUAAAUGAGAGUUUUAAGACUGGCUUUGCCCAAUAUUGCAGCAGUUUGAGAAUAACUAAGCCUCAUAAAAGAUGGCAUUUAUGAGUGCUCCUGAAAUUUCAAAUGUUCAAAAUGGUUAGUGAACCCUGGUUUAUCAUAUAAUUCACCCUAUUUUAGAGAUAAGUUACCAUCUUCAGCAACAGCUUCUCAUUCUUUUAAUUCAUCUACUCUGUGUUCAGUAAUUUGAGCAAAGAUUCCAGAACAGAAUUAGUACAUUAUACAAUUACACCCUUUUAGCCACUGCUAUAAUUUAAAAUUCUGUUCCAGCAACUAAUCCAUUUCUGCCAGGAGCCUGUGACACUACUUGGGAGUCUUCAUUGAACUUUGCUCUCAAAGUUGGUAGAAAAAAAAUAGAUUUUUCACUAUUAGGCAUACCAUGCCCAGGCUGCAAACUAUGGAAGACAAUAGAUGGCAGCAGAAUGACCCAGGGAUACAGAAGUCCCUCUGCUGCCGUCUAGUGGUCACCCAGAUGUUUACAACCUAGGCACAGUAUGCCAAAGAUACUGUUCCAGUGGUCCAACAGGAAAUCCAUUUUUUUUAACUGAGUAAGCACUCUUCAGUAUUUGCUCACCCCACUCACCCACUCACACCUGGUUUUUUCUCAUGCCAGAAGACACAAAAAGAUCUAAAUUGUUAAGGGACCUGCCUGCACAUUGGUAGCAGCUGUGAAGGUAUUCUAGAUAGUUCAGUGUGCUGUUCUUGUUUAUUUUAUAUUGCAGAAAGUUCUUGUCUUAUUUUAUCCUUUAGUCUUGUGUGACAUAAGCUUCCCUUCCAGGCCACAACUGUGGCCAGACCCUCUAUGUGACCAUAAGAGUUAAAUGAAAAGAAGAAACUCCUGAUUGCUUGUAGCUUAGCUCUGCACAAUUUUACUCGGCAGCUUCAUACAUCAAGAUGGAAAUGCAAGCCAGCUGGAGUCCUGCAGUAAAUAAUGAGGCAGGAAAAACAUGGUACAGCACAGUAACUGAAAGUUAAGGUAGUAAUAAGGCCAGGCCUGAGAUUAAUCCAGACAGCAAUUCCACUGGAUCAAAGCAUACCCAAUCAUCCACUCCAGAUUCUACUUGAGAAAACAUUUCUAAAUAAUCCAGGAAGAUGAAAAAUGAUAAAUUGGGAUGGGUUCUUGUUUAAAUUAUUAAAGAGGCAAUUGCUGUGGGAAAGGAGAUGCUGUUAGUCGCAAGAUUUGGGACUUAAAAAACGGGAAAAUCUGAGCAAGUGUCUUAAGAUGGCCAGAGUGGAUUGGCAGUCAAGCCAAAUUGUCUAUUUAGAAGUGCUUUAAGUUCCUAAUGUGAGUGGUAAAUAAUUACUAAUGUUCAGACAUGGUAAUGCUCUGCUGUAAAAUAAAAGGCUGGUCUGCUUUUAA
Candoia aspera is the source of this 4616-nucleotide messenger RNA. It is a transcript of the gene SLC4A1AP, whose product is annotated as solute carrier family 4 member 1 adaptor protein. Gene Ontology annotation, molecular function: protein binding; mRNA binding. The coding region runs from base 33 to 2162 and encodes 709 amino acids. Lineage: Eukaryota; Metazoa; Chordata; Lepidosauria; Squamata; Candoiidae. The transcript has 14 exons. The record is from RefSeq and is a predicted model, not a curated record.